AGAGAGCUGACAUACAACUCAUAUUGAAUAAUUUAUCCCUAUCACAUAUGACAUUGUAUACCGAAUAACUAGACAAAUUCAAUAUAGUUCUGGUUAGUAAAUACUGUUUGCUAAGUAGUAAUAACUAUUGGUCAGCAAUUAGAUUUUGAAGCGUAAUUAUGUGGUUUAAAGGACUCAUUGUAUGUUAUUAUUAUUUGUUCACGGUUAAUGUUGCGUGCAGUAAUUUUAAAAUUUACGAUUCAUCACCAACAAACCCAUCAACACGUCUUACUAAUCAUGCGAGAGAACUAGUUGACAUGUGUUUUACAAAUAAUUCGAAUUCUGUGAUUAUAACUGAUGAUUUGUAUCGUAACGGCUAUAAAGAUGAGUAUCCGUCUGACGAAAAUGAUAAAAUUUCGUCAGUGAUUAUAAUUACCAGCGAUUUCGAGCCGAGUAAGAUCACAGGGUUAAUACGUUCUUACCCAACGUAUGUCUUACCAUUCGAAUCAAUUGAAAACCUGGAAACACUCAUUGAGAAGUUCAGAUCAUCGACAAUCUGGAGUGUAACAUCGAAAUUUUUAAUCCUCGAUACGACAAAAGAGCCACGUUGUGCAAAUGCUGGAAAAAUACUAGGAUUCUUGUGGAAAAUAGAUUUAUUAUUUUCGUAUUACAUGUGCUAUGAUACUGAUGAAGAUUCGACAUUCAUUUAUACUCUAAACCCAUUCACGAAGUACGCGCCACCACCGUGGGUCCAAGUAGAAGCAACUGACGAAUUUCGCGAUGAGGAAAAUAAAAAAUUAACACUAUACAGUCUACAAUAUUCUGAAGAUGCAGAGGUAUGUGAAAAUAUAACCUUUGACAAGGCAAAAUACCUGGAUGGUCAUAAAAUAAAAUCCUCAACCUUUCCUAGUUGGCCCCAUAAUACUAACGAAAAGAUAAUGAAACAGAAGGAAAAAUUAUACCUCGAGAAGUCAAUGAAAAGUAAAUAUAUCAAUUUGUAUACUUCGUCUGCGUAUAUUAAUGCUACACUGACAAUAGAUUUUAUUACGACGAGUAAUCUAAAAGAAUCAAUUAAAAAAGGUUACAUCACGGAAUUAGCUAAUAACAAGUAUGAUGUUUAUAACAAUUUACUUCAGUUAGCAGAUGUUAAUUAUAAGUAUACAGAUAUCAUAACAAGAUACAGCGAAGCUAAAUAUUCCAUACUAACUAAAAAGACAAAUUAUUUAACAGCAAUGAGUGAACUAACUUUCAAUCUUCAGUUACUUGCACUUACAGUUGUUGUAUUGGUAUUAAUAAUAUUGGUAAUAGUAAUUAAUAACAGAUUUAAUAUAAGUGGAGCUAUUUUGGAUGUGGUGAGAUUGUCCGCGGGCAUGGGGAUUAUGACGCCUUUGGACCAGUUAUCGAUGAGGAUUAUUUACUUUGUUGGUUUCUUAUUCAUAUUCCUAGUAAUGCCCGAAGUUCAAGGACAUAUAUUCGCAAUAUUAUCGAAUCCUACUUCGCCUCGCAACAUGGAAACGUUAGCUGAUUUAUACAAUAAUAAGUACCAUGUUUAUUACGAUAGAAAAUUACACAAUGAUGUUGUUAAUGAAAAAUUGUGGGUUACUAAUGAAGAUCAAAAAUAUUUAUGCCCUUCGGAUCAGUCUUAUGCAAGAAACUGUUCACUUCUAGCACAAAAAAAUUCAACUACAGCGUGCAUCUUCUUUACAAGUAAACAAAUAAAAUAUGCUUUGAAAUCAAAGAAUUUACAUGUUUCGAAAGAGGCAGUAUUUAAAAAAUAUUUUGUUUUUUGGACAAGAAAGCAUUGGGCUUUAAAAGCUAAAUUGGAUAAAGCAGGUUUGAAGCCUAGGGAAAUGGGUUUAUUGAACUAUUUUGAAGAUAAAUGGAUAAAUGAUGGAUCGAAAAAAUUCAAAAGGAAAAACAAAAUUGAAGAAAAUAAACGCUAUGACCAGAUCGAUUUGGAAAAUUGGAUAUUCUAUUUUAUUUUAAUGAGUAUGACUUUACUCUGGAGUUUAUUUAUUUUUGGAAUUGAAAUACUCUUGCAUAAGUAUUAUGGAUUCUACCAACAGUUUCAAAUGCUGAAAAAAUUUGGAAGGAAAAAAAGGUCACUGAGAUCGUUGCCGAGGACAGUCUUUUUUUUCUGGGCGAAUGGUUCUUCUCUACAGCCGCAAGUUAUUUUGAAAUCAUUGAGUGUUAACCCAAAUGAACAUUUUGAACUCAGUUAAUUAUUUAUAAAACAUAUUGUUCCAAUUGUAUUCGCACCGCACACUGUAACACAACUG
Microplitis mediator is the source of this 2258-nucleotide messenger RNA. RefSeq lists its product as uncharacterized. Bases 159 to 2201 code for a protein of 680 amino acids. The record is from RefSeq and is a predicted model, not a curated record. The transcript is spliced from 3 exons. NCBI's taxonomy places the organism in Eukaryota, Metazoa, Arthropoda, Insecta, Hymenoptera, Braconidae.